CUGAGGAGAUCGCUCGGCUUAGCGAUGAGCUGCAGAAAGAGCAGUCGGAGCGGGCCGCCGUUGCCGCUGCCUGGGCAGCUCAGGCGCCAGAAGAGUUCGCUGCCGAGGCCUUGCCAGACCGGGAGACAGCCAUCCGCUUCUUCCAGGGUUUAUACAAGCAUCCGGUAUCGGCCGGCCUGGUGGACGAGAUUGGGACCUACGGGUUCGAAAGCGGCCAGUACUCAGAGCGGAAGGCCCUCUAUGGCAUCCUUGCGCAAAGGGUUCAAAGCUUCCAGCCCAAGGUCCUUUCUCUGCCCGAGCUCCAUGACGAGGCGCCGGUCCCUCCAUUUCCUGGGAUCUGAAAUCCCCGGCCUUCUUCUCUCUUUUUUUUUUCAUUUUCUGAUGUAAUGAUAUGCCUCCGGGCACUUUUGUAAAACAUUGAAGUAUUAAUGAAAAUCUUUUCUAUAUUAUGUGCUGAGCACUUUUCCCAUAUCUCAUAAAUUGUUCAACCGUUU
Cuscuta campestris is the source of this 494-nucleotide messenger RNA. NCBI's taxonomy places the organism in Eukaryota, Viridiplantae, Streptophyta, Magnoliopsida, Solanales, Convolvulaceae. The record is from the annotation of a GenBank genome assembly.